Tuber aestivum (summer truffle) is the source of this 2035-nucleotide messenger RNA. NCBI's taxonomy places the organism in Eukaryota, Fungi, Ascomycota, Pezizomycetes, Pezizales, Tuberaceae. The record is from the annotation of a GenBank genome assembly.
GCCCCACCAGAAUGACAAUCCCAAACCCCGUAAUAAUCCUAACCGGCGGCUCCCGAGGUGUGAUAUGAUGUCCCCCAGCUCCCACUAUCACUACCUUCUAACCGUCACCCCCCAGGAACUGGCCUAGCAAUAACAACCUACCUCUUAACCACAACACCCGCGCACAUCCUAAACAUCUCCCGCACCACUCCACCACCCCUCCAACACCUUCAACUCUCCUACCCAGACACCUUCCGCCACCUCCCCGUCGACCUCUCCAGCCCCACGACCGCCCAGCAGGUGAUUGAAACAGCACUGAACACUUGGGGCCGCAUAGACUCCCUCAUAAUCAACCACGGCGUGCUCGACCCCGUUGCGAAAAUUGCCGACGCAAGCGUCGGAGAGUGGGAGCGAGCAUUCCGGACGAACUUUUUUGCGGCAGUGGGGUUGGUUAGUGCUGCGUUGCCCGCGUUGAGAAAGAGGGAAGGGCGAGUGGUGUUUGUAAGUUCCGGAGCGGCCGUUACGGGCUAUCAGGGCUGGGGGGCAUAUGGCGCUAGUAAAGCUGCCCUGAAUCAUUUCUGUGUUACGCUUGCGGCGGAGGAAGGAGGGGUAAUUGCUGUUUCUGUUAGGCCAGGAGUGAUCGGUUUGUCUGAUGUCUUCUUCCGCGCUGCCUGCAUCGUGGGCUGGACUGAUGGACUGGAUGGGUAGACACGCAGAUGCAAGAGGAUAUCCGCGAAAAGCAUGGCGAAGGGAUGGGCGCUAGUCACGAGCGGUUUUUGAAGUUGAAGGAGGAAGGAAAGUUAUUGAGGCCCGAGCAGCCGGGGAAUGUCAUAGCUAGGUUGGCGCUGGAGGCCGAACCCGGUCUCUCAGGGAAAUUCCUCAAGUAUCACGCCAUCAACCACUCCUCUCCUCUCCAUUGUCUGCGACGGAACUGACAAAUCACAGUUGGAAUGACGAGCAACUGGCCAAAUACCAGGAUAAAACUUAGAUUGGACUAAACCGCCUUCAACAGUAUUUACACACAUAUGUAUAUUAUCCAACUCGUCGGCCAACCCCUGUUCCUGGCAGUACCGUAUUCAUCAUGAACACUGGUGCGAGUAUCUGGGAAGGAAAAAGCCUAAAAUCUCCUGGAACAUCAGCAACACAUCCGGUACCACUGCCCCAUCAAAAAAACAGAAAGAAAAAAAAAAAACAAUAAGGCAAAGGCAAAUCAGUCGAAAGAUGAAAAGUCAAAACGGUUGUAUCAUUCACAAAGCCGAAGCUCUCCGCAUUAGCAUGGAGUUUCGUUCAUCAUCUAAGCCCUCCCUCUCGCGUCCCGCAACGUAAAAUAAGUAGAAGGAAGAAAAAAGGUCUCACCAUUAAUACACCCAUUACCCGGUACACCCCGCAUCAAGCAGGUAACCUCCAAACCGCACCCAAGCAAGGUCGGUGAGCCAUCCAGCCCGACUCCGCCAAUCUCCAUUCUCAUCGCAGCCGGCGCUCUGUAGAGAUAGUGCUGUAUCAGGAGAUCCCCUGUCACAUCAGGUAAUCGAACCAAUUCUCUCCGCACGCGGUAAUUGACGCGCAGGAUCACGCUUGCCGCAAUACCCAUAUCAUGAUUACGACUCCUCUCCCUUUCCCUCCGCCUUAUCCGCUUCUCGCGUGAUCAGAAAUACGAAGUCAAAGGAUCCAAAACAUGCCGAGUAUCCCGUUCCCAUCGACCAUCGAGAAGCUAAGUAAAAUUCUUCAUCGGGUUAGUCAACAGAAACAGAGACCACACGAGGAUGAAUUGCGAAAUCGCAGACGAAAAAAAGGAAGAGAUAAAUCAGAUAUCGUCCGUUUGGCAUAGGACAGGUGUGUAAGUCACCACCAAGAAAAAACGAGUUUCUUGUCGUGAUAGGGGCGACACGAAUGGCUCAUCAUGUAUUAUAUUGUAUACUCCUGCCUACCUCCCAACUGGGGAAGAGGAAGGAAGAAGAAAAGAAGAAAAAAAAGGAAAGGGUUGUAGAGUGAGGUGCACUCACCAGUUUUUUUCUUUCCAUGUUCGGUGUUGAAAAUAUUUUUGAUAUGAUAUUCU